CCCCUUCCCCUUCCCCUUCCCCUUCCCCUUCUUCUCACUGAGACUGAGCUUCCCUCUCCUCUCUCCACUUAAAAACAAACUCUGCAAAUUUUUGCAGAAAUCAAGAUCAGCGACCGAGAAAUCCAACUCCAAAAUUCAAAAAUGCGUCUCCUCCUCCUCCUCUGUCUCCUCCAACUCCACAUUCACCAUUCCUUCUCCGCUCGAGUUCCCGAAUACCAAGCCCUUCUCAACCUCAGAACCUCCAUUACCGCCGACCCCAAAUCCUCCCUCUCCUCCUGGAACGCCUCCACCGCCCACUGUUCUUGGUUUGGGGUUACUUGCGAUUUUCGCCGCCACGUCACUGCCCUCGACCUCUCCGGCCUCAGCCUCGCCGGUUCUCUUUCCCCUGAUGUUGCCCACCUUCGCUUCCUCGCUAAUCUCUCCCUCGCUCUCAACGACUUCUCCGGUCCUAUCCCGCCGGAGAUUUCUUCAAUCUCUACUCUCCGCUACCUCAAUCUGUCGAAUAAUGUGUUCGAUGGGUCCUUCCCUUCGCGGCUUUCGCAGCUACAGAAUCUGCAGGUUCUUGACUUGUAUAACAACAAUAUGACCGGGGAUUUCCCCAUUGUGGUCACCGAAAUGUUGAGCCUCCGCCAUUUGCACCUUGGGGGGAAUUUCUUCGCCGGCCGGAUCCCGCCCGAGGUCGGUCGGAUGGAGGCCUUGGAGUACUUGGCGGUUUCUGGUAACGAACUUAGUGGCCCAAUACCGCCUGAGAUCGGAAACUUGACGAACCUUCGGGAGCUCUACAUUGGCUACUUCAACGCCUACGACGGCGGUAUUCCGGCUGAGAUUGGGAACUUGUCGGAGUUGGUUCGGUUGGACGCUGCCAACUGUGGACUGUCUGGCCGGAUUCCUCCGAAGCUCGGAAAGCUGCAAAACCUGGAUACGCUGUUUCUUCAAGUCAAUGCGCUAUCUGGGCCAUUGACGCCGGAGAUUGGAGGCUUGAGAAGCUUGAAAUCUUUGGAUUUGUCGAACAAUGUGCUUGUGGGCGAGAUUCCUGAUUCAUUCGCCGAGCUCAAGAACUUGACGCUGUUGAAUCUGUUUAGAAACAAGCUCCACGGGGCGAUUCCCUCAUUUAUUGGCGACUUGCCAAAACUGGAGGUGUUGCAGUUAUGGGAGAAUAAUUUCACGGAAUCGAUUCCACAGAACCUGGGCAAAAACGGAAUGCUUCAGAUUUUGGAUCUUUCUUCGAACAAGCUCACCGGAACUCUUCCUCCGGAUAUGUGCUACGGUAAUCGGCUUCAGACUUUAAUCGCAUUGAGCAAUUUCUUGUUUGGUCCAAUCCCAGAAUCGCUAGGCAAAUGCGUUUCGCUUAAUCGCAUUCGUAUGGGGGAGAAUUUUCUCAAUGGAUCCAUUCCAAAGGGCCUUCUGAGUCUGCCGAAGCUCUCUCAGGUCGAAUUACAGGACAAUUUCCUCUCCGGAGAGUUCCCAAUAACCGACUCUAUCUCAGUAAAUCUCGGCCAAAUCAGUCUCUCCAACAACCGCCUCUCCGGGUCGAUUCCGCCGACAAUCGGCAACUUCUCCGGCGUCCAGAAACUACUCCUCGACGGAAACAAAUUCUCCGGUCAAAUCCCACCCGAAAUUGGGAGGUUACAGCAGCUUUCGAAGAUCGAUUUCAGCAACAACAAGCUGUCGGGUUCAAUCGCACCGGAGAUUAGCCAAUGCAAGCUUCUGACCUUCGUCGAUCUCAGCCGAAACGAGCUCUCAGGAGACAUCCCAAACGAAAUCACCAGUAUGAGGAUAUUGAAUUACCUUAACCUCUCAAAAAACCACUUAAUCGGCGGAAUCCCUGCUUCCAUAGCCAGUAUGCAGAGUUUAACCUCUGUGGAUUUCUCAUACAACAACCUCUCUGGCUUAGUCCCAGGAAGUGGGCAAUUCAGCUACUUCAAUUACACAUCGUUUUUGGGCAAUCCAGACCUGUGCGGCCCAUAUUUAGGACCUUGCAAAGAUGGGGUUUCCAAUAGCAAUUACCAACAACAUGUAAAGGGCCCCCUCUCUGCUUCCCUUAAACUCCUCCUUGUUAUUGGUCUGCUCCUCUGCUCUAUAGCAUUUGCCGUUGCCGCCAUUAUUAAAGCUCGAUCGCUAAAGCGAGCCAGCGAGUCCCGGGCUUGGAAAUUAACAUCUUUCCAGCGCCUAGAUUUUACAGUAGACGAUGUUCUCGAUUGCUUGAAGGAGGAUAACAUUAUUGGAAAAGGAGGCGCUGGAAUUGUCUACAAAGGGGCGAUGCCAAGCGGCGACCAGGUCGCCGUGAAAAGGCUGCCCGCGAUGAGCCGUGGGUCGUCCCACGACCAUGGAUUCAACGCUGAGAUUCAAACUCUUGGCAGGAUUCGGCACCGGCACAUCGUGAGGUUACUGGGUUUUUGUUCAAACCAUGAGACCAAUCUUCUGAUAUACGAGUAUAUGCCUAAUGGGAGCUUGGGGGAAGUUCUUCAUGGCAAAAAGGGAGGUCACUUGCAGUGGGAUACAAGAUAUAAGAUAGCAAUUGAAGCAGCUAAAGGGCUUUGUUAUCUUCACCAUGAUUGCUCUCCACUGAUUGUUCAUCGAGAUGUGAAAUCAAAUAAUAUCCUUCUAGACACUAAUUUUGAAGCUCAUGUUGCUGAUUUUGGCCUGGCCAAGUUCUUGCAGGAUUCCGGCACAUCUGAGUGCAUGUCUGCCAUCGCUGGUUCUUAUGGAUAUAUUGCCCCAGAAUACGCCUACACGCUCAAGGUUGAUGAGAAGAGCGACGUGUAUAGCUUCGGGGUUGUCCUCUUGGAGCUUGUUAGCGGAAGGAAGCCCGUUGGGGAAUUCGGAGACGGUGUCGACAUAGUUCAAUGGGUUAGAAAAAUGACAGACUCAAACAAGGAAGAGGUAGUGAAAAUCCUCGACCCAAGGCUCUCCUCCGUCCCUCUUCACGAAGUGAUGCAUGUCUUCUACGUCGCUAUGCUGUGCGUCGAAGAACAGGCGGUGGAGCGCCCGACAAUGCGGGAAGUAAUCCAAAUCCUAUCGGAGAUUCCGCAGCCACCGUGUUCAAAACAGGGAGACCCAACACUCACCAACUCACCCCCGCCACCAGCAGCAGCAGCCGCCGUAUUAGAGCCUCCAACAACAGGAACCAAGAACACAAAAGACCAGCAGCAGCAGCCACCACCGGAUCUCCUUAGCAUCUGAACAACAACUUAGUUGGGGUUGGUAGUGUCUAUCAUUAAAAAGGAAAAAGAUUCCAAACAAGUAAGCUUGGGCUCUUGUACCUGCGAUGUCGUUUCUUUUCUUUGGGUGGGAUUAGGUUUAGUUUUUUUCUUUAAUGUUAUGGUCGUAAUGUUCAAAGGUUUCUUUUUUGUUUUAAUUUCAUGUACAGUUGACCAGUUGGGAAUAUUGGGGGGUAUUUUCCUGUGAGAUUGUUUUCUUUUUUUUAAAAAAAAAAAUGUUGAAGCUUUUGCACCA
This is a messenger RNA of Momordica charantia (bitter melon), 3456 nucleotides long. RefSeq lists its product as uncharacterized. Gene Ontology annotation, molecular function: receptor serine/threonine kinase binding; ATP binding; protein kinase activity. NCBI's taxonomy places the organism in Eukaryota, Viridiplantae, Streptophyta, Magnoliopsida, Cucurbitales, Cucurbitaceae. The record is from RefSeq and is a predicted model, not a curated record. Gene Ontology annotation, biological process: protein phosphorylation.